AAUCCCGUGUUUUUGCUCUCCGGCUUGAACUUGGACAGGCUAUGCCCCCGUCCUAGCUCAACAGUGCUAAUGUUAUAACCUCUUCUCCCCUUCCCCCAUCUUCCCCUCAAGAGUAUUUUGAAAUCUUGUUCAUUCAAACAGCCCCAGGCCAGACAGAGCCUUUGGGGCUCCCUGCCUGGACCUCUGUACCCAGCUGAGCACUGCUACCUUGCUACCCUGAGAAAAGGACUUGGACCUGACGUCCUAUCCCCACAGCUGCUAGGUGGGGGUCUCAGGGGACAACAGCCCUUCCUUGGCUGCGGCGGCUCACUGGUUUCCUCGGUGUCUCCUCCCCAUGGAGGAAGCAGCUGGGGAAGAUCAGGAAGAGGGUGGAGGAGAGCGGGGGUUGGGGGUGGAUUAGCGGAGUCUCUGGAAAAGCACAGCCUAACCCAGGGCUGAGCCCAGCAGCUUAGAGUGAUGAGGAGCCCGGCACAGGUCAAAGUGGGAGGCGAGUUGGGGAGCAGGAGAGGGGAGUGGGGCCAUGAAGUCUGUAAUCACUGGGAAGGUGACCCUCCCCAUGCCUCAGCCAGGCAGCCUCCUCCCUUGGGUCCCAGAGUUCUAGGCUGGGGCAGAUGUCACAGUAAAGGUCACCUGAUAUGGUCAAAUCCAGCUGCUCUCCUCGGCCUCGGGCUCUGAUUGAACCCUGAAUAGUACUCUAGCCUUUCCUGACCCAUACUGUAGGGGAUAGAGACCAAGAGCAGGUCGCUUAGUGACCCAGUGACCCAGAGCGACCACUGGGGUGGUCUCUGCUCCGUGCCUGCAGUUGGCAUGAUAGCUCUGUUCUUCUGUGGCCAGAAAGGUACCCCAGAACAGCUCUGAAUGGUCAGGCACUUUCUCUGGCUGGUCUCACUGCUCUGUUCCACGUGGUCAGUGAAAGGUCCUAGUGCUGGUGCUCCUCAGGACUUUCCCCUGGUCCCCCAAGUGGCCUGGGCACACCUCGUGAGCCCGUGAGUGCUGAAGGUUCAGAGGUGCUUCCCAGGCAUAGCUGGCAAGCUGGCCCCAGCCUCCCAUCUGCACACAGAUGGAACAGUCUGUGUUUUCCUGGCAGGGUCCCGGUGGCAUCAAUGAGGGAGGCUGGGCAUCCCAGGGAACCUCAUGGCUUGGAGGCCAAGCCUCCCCUGGGCCUGGCUGCCACCACACUGCUGAGAAGUAAACAAACCCAGCCUCCCAGGGCCACAGCCAGCCACUCUACCAGGGAGGGGACUGUGUCCCAUGCCACCUUAUUGUCAUCUUCCCAAGUGAGCUGUGGGAGACCUAGGAGGACACAGGGAGGAGGCUGUGGAGUCUGGGUAGGGGAAACCUGCUCUUGGUCAGGGAGGAGUUCUGGUCCCAUAAGAGGGAAGGGUGGCAUCCUGCCAUCCCCCCCUUUCCCCAUGCAAAUCAAUCUACUACCCAGUCACUGCCCCCGUGUAGAAAUCAGGAUCCUUCUGGGUACCCAGGGCCACCAACUUCUGCUUUGGGGAUUUUUCAGAAGUUCCCUAGCCCCGUCCUUAUUUGUAUGCACACUUGCCUAAGCCAUGCUUAUGAUCCUCCUUCAUCUUCCCGCUCACUGCAGGACCCUCCCAAAUAACAAACUGCUCUCUGAGAUUAAAAGCCCUGGUACCAACAACAUUUUCUCUGCCGGAGACAGGGGUACAGAAGCAGUACCCCUCCCUCCCUUUCCGAACUGUAGAUUUUGCCUGUCAAGGGAAUGGGGUACCCAAUACUUUGCAAUUAAUAGAUUGUGGAAUUAAUGUAAUCAUUUAUGAAAAAUGCUUUGUAAACUGCAGACGGCUCCAAGGCCACCCAAAGGUCAAUGAGUGUCAUUGUGAAGAAUACCCGCUCCCUAGGAGGGACGUCGGAUAGCGGUCCAACCUCAAAGUCCUUAGUGCGGGGGAGCUGAGAGCCCAGACCGGUUUCCUAGGGCUCCGGGCCUUGAUCAGGGCUGGGGAAGAGUACUUGGGAUUGGGGAACGGCAGAACCGUGUGAGAGGUACCCUGGGGAGAAAGGCAAACAUGGCGGACUACCUGAUCAGCGGCGGCACCGGCUACGUGCCCGAGGACGGGCUCACCGCGCAGCAGCUCUUCGCCAGCGCCGACGGCCUCACCUACAACGACUUCCUGAUCCUCCCAGGAUUCAUAGACUUCAUUGCCGAUGAGGUGGACCUGACCUCAGCCUUGACCCGGAAGAUCACGCUGAAGACACCGCUGAUCUCCUCCCCCAUGGACACUGUGACAGAGGCCGACAUGGCCAUUGCAAUGGCUCUGAUGGGAGGUAUUGGUUUCAUUCACCACAACUGCACCCCAGAGUUCCAGGCCAACGAGGUGCGGAAGGUCAAGAAGUUUGAACAGGGCUUCAUUACGGACCCCGUGGUGCUGAGCCCCUCGCACACUGUGGGCGAUGUGCUGGAGGCCAAGAUGCGGCAUGGCUUCUCUGGCAUCCCCAUCACUGAGACGGGCACCAUGGGCAGCAAGCUGGUGGGCAUCGUCACCUCCCGAGACAUCGACUUUCUUGCUGAGAAGGACCACACCACCCUCCUCAGUGAGGUGAUGACACCAAGGAUCGAGCUGGUGGUGGCUCCAGCAGGCGUGACAUUGAAAGAGGCAAAUGAGAUCCUGCAGCGUAGCAAGAAAGGGAAGCUGCCUAUUGUCAAUGAUCACGAUGAACUGGUGGCCAUCAUCGCCCGCACCGACCUGAAGAAGAACCGAGACUACCCUCUGGCCUCCAAGGAUUCCCACAAGCAGCUGCUGUGUGGGGCAGCUGUGGGCACCCGUGAGGAUGACAAAUACCGCCUGGACCUGCUCACCCAGGCAGGCGUCGAUGUCAUAGUUUUGGACUCGUCCCAAGGGAACUCGGUGUAUCAGAUCGCCAUGGUGCAUUACAUCAAACAGAAGUACCCCCACCUCCAGGUGAUUGGGGGGAACGUGGUGACAGCAGCCCAGGCCAAGAACCUGAUUGACGCUGGUGUGGACGGGCUGCGCGUGGGCAUGGGCUGCGGCUCCAUCUGCAUCACCCAGGAAGUGAUGGCCUGCGGUCGGCCCCAGGGCACUGCUGUGUACAAGGUGGCCGAGUAUGCUCGGCGCUUUGGUGUGCCCAUCAUAGCUGAUGGCGGCAUCCAGACCGUGGGGCACGUGGUCAAGGCCCUGGCCCUUGGAGCCUCCACAGUGAUGAUGGGCUCCCUGCUGGCUGCCACCACGGAGGCCCCUGGUGAGUACUUCUUCUCAGACGGAGUGCGGCUCAAGAAAUACCGGGGCAUGGGCUCGCUGGAUGCCAUGGAGAAGAGCAGCAGCAGCCAGAAACGAUACUUCAGCGAGGGGGAUAAGGUGAAGAUCGCACAGGGUGUCUCAGGUUCCAUCCAGGACAAAGGGUCCAUUCAGAAGUUCGUGCCCUACCUCAUAGCAGGCAUCCAGCAUGGCUGCCAGGAUAUUGGGGCCCGCAGCCUGUCCGUCCUUCGGUCCAUGAUGUACUCAGGAGAGCUCAAGUUUGAGAAGCGGACCAUGUCGGCCCAGAUCGAGGGUGGCGUCCAUGGCCUGCACUCCUAUACCUUUCUGCCGUUUACGAGAAGCGGCUGUACUGAGGAUAGCAGCGGAGGCCGAGGUGGCAGAGGGGGCACACCCCAGUGUCUGCCUUCAGACGCAGCCUCCCUCCAUAACUGAGUGGUCCACAGAUUUGCACUACGGGUUCCCCAGCUCCUUUCCAGGGAGAGAGGGGGGGAGGCCCUGAGGGGCCUGCGGCCCCUCGCUGGGCAUCCCCCACAGAGUCAGGACUGCUCCCUGGGUCAGGCUGCCCUGGGAGCCCCCCGCCCGAGCCCAGCCAGCCGGGAUCUCAGGCCCUGUGCCUGCCUCAGGUCUUUCUUGCUGCAGCCUGCUCCAGCCCAGCCCCCACCCCAGGGGCAGGCAGCCCCUCCUGGCUUCUCCUGUAGGGCACCUCCCUGCCCCCAGCCCCUUAGGAAAUGGUGCUCUCCUGGCCCUGCCUCUGGCCUUUCCUGGGCCGCUGCCCCCUCAGCCAUGUGGCACUUCUGAGCUCCUGACCUAGGCCAAGGGGAGGUCUCUGCCCCCUUCCCAGGCCCUGGGCUACUCUUGGGUCCUGCUCCUGAGGCCACUCCCCUGUCCCUGGCCCUGGGGAGGAGGCUGCCCUGGUCAUGGCUGCCUGCCCGUCAUUCCUGACUCACCAUCAUCCCCAGGUGUACCAUUCCUGCCCUCUCCUCAGCUGCAGUUGAAGGCUUUAACUUUGCACACUUUGGGAUUACAAUUGCGUCAUUGCAUAUUAAAUAAUCGGAAUAAAUCAAGCAGGUCUCAACGUCUCCACCA
Molecule: messenger RNA, 4328 nt
Organism: Sapajus apella (tufted capuchin)
Lineage: Eukaryota; Metazoa; Chordata; Mammalia; Primates; Cebidae
Gene: IMPDH1
Product: inosine monophosphate dehydrogenase 1
Exons: 16
Coding region: 2034-3674 (546 amino acids)
Biological process (GO): GTP biosynthetic process
Cellular component (GO): cytoplasm
Molecular function (GO): IMP dehydrogenase activity
Source: RefSeq, a predicted model, not a curated record